UGUGAGGGGUGAUGACCAGUGUAAGGAGGACAUUCCUACAGAUAAGAGUCCAGAUGACUGUACUGGGAGCUCGGAGGGACAAUUUAUAUCUACAGAUUAUAAAGCAGAUGAUCCGGGUGUCACAUCAGAUACGUAUGAAGAUUGUGCCAUUAUCCCAGAUGUACUAUCCACCCUUCACAGCAAAACUGUGUCAUCUGAUCCUUUAAAACAAAUCCGAUCUUCUGAUUCAUCACAGACUGUGAACCAGAAUGCAAGCCACAAAAGGGGUGAGGGAGCCCUAAGAGCUCAGAAAGGAAACAAGUCCUAUCCAUGUUCAGAAUGUGGGAAAUGUUUUACUCACAAAUCAGAUUUUAUGAGCCAUCAAAUUAUUCACACAGUGGAAAAGCCAUAUUCGUGUUCAGAAUGUGGGAAGCGUUUUGGUUUGAAAUCAGUUCUUUUUCAACAUGAAAAACAUCAUGCAAGGAAGACUCUGUAUCCAUGUUCAGACUGUGGGAAAUGUUUUACUCACAAAUCAGAACUUGAGAGGCAUCAGAGAGUUCACACGGGAGAGAAGCCGUAUUCAUGUUCUGACUGUGGGAAAUGUUUUACUCAGAAAUCUUCUCUUGUUGUCCAUCAGAGAAUUCACACAGGGGAGAAACCGUAUUCAUGUUUGGAUUGUGGGAAAUGUUUUACUUGUCAAUCAGAUUGUGUUAAACAUCAGAGAAUUCACACAGAGGAGAAGCCAUUUCCAUGUCUUGAGUGUGGGAAAUACUUUAGCCAUAAAUCAAAACUUGUCAAACAUCAGAGAAUUCACACAGGGGAGAAGCUAUAUUCAUGUUCAGAAUGUGAGAAAUAUUUUACUACAAAAUCGUCUCGUCUUUUACAUCAAAGACUUCACACAGGGGAGAAGCCGUAUUCAUGUUCAGAAUGUAGCAAAUGUUUUUCUCAGAAAUCAAAUCUUAUCAAACAUCACAGAAGUCAUACAGGAGAGAAGUCAUUUUCAUGUUCAGAAUGUGGUAAAUGUUUUACUCAGAAAUCAAGUCUUGCUAUACAUCAAAAAAUUCACACAGGUGAGAAGCAAUAUUUUUGUUCAGAAUGUGAAGAAUGUUUUGCUAGAAAAUCAACUCUUCUUUUACAUCAAAGACGUCACACAGGGGAGAAGCCGUAUUCAUGUUCGGAAUGUGGGAAAUGGUUCACUCAGAAAUCAAAUCUUAUUAAACAUCAGAGAAUUCACACAGGGGAGAAGCCGUAUUCGUGUUCAGACUGUGGGAAAUGUUUUACUCAGAAAUCACAUCUUGAGAGCCAUCAAAGAAUUCAUACAGGAGAGAAGCCAUAUUCAUGUUCAGAAUGUGAGAAAUGUUUUACUAAGAAAUCAAGUUUUGAGAGACAUCAGCAAAUUUGCACAAAGGAGAAGCCGUAUUCAUGUUAGGAAUUUGGAUGGUGGGGAAGAGAAAUAAAAGUGCUAAAAACGAAAAAUGGUUGCAGUGGGAAGGGGUUAUAAAUUAAAGGAAAUGUGGUGGGUGUGGAGCUCCCAUAUAGGAUGCUUUAUGAACGUGUAGAAAAAUGGAGGCUCCAGAACUCGUGGUAAAGUUUUGUCAAUCCCGGUCUUUAUUGCACCAAAUUGUAUAUACAAGUACAGUGGCAGAAUCUGGGGGAGUGAAGAGGGGUGCCACUGUACUUGUAUAUACAAUUUGGUGCAAUAAAGACCGGGAUUGACAAAACUUUACCACGAGUGCUGGAGCCUCCAUUUUUCUACAUGUUGUGAUGUUUGGACUGGCUUGGGUCUGCUCCGCGCAUUGAAUCACAGGAUGAAAUUGGGUGAGCUGGACAACUUACUAUUUCUACUUUAGGAUGCUUUCUGCUUAGAGAUGAGAGAAUUUGUUUAGCAUUUACUAAAAAUUCAUCUUCCGAAUCUUUUAAAAUGGUGUCCUCAAUCUGAGGAUCUGAAGACAGCAUGACGAGGAGGAUGGAGAAGGUAGAGCACAUGACCCUGCCGGGGCCCUGGCUGCAGGGCUUGCCCAUAAUGACUUGCAGUCAGCCUCAGCCAAUCAGGAGAAAUGAUGCUGACGUGUCAUGAGCACUAUAUAUGAUCCACUUUAUAUUGCUGUAAAAGCAGGGGCGAACUGGCCAAUGGGACGAUGCCGAGGGGGACUCCUGAGCCCUUCUCAUCACUGCUGGAUGGAUGCAUAAUGAUCUCUUGCUCUCAGUAGCAAUUAAUGCUAGGAGCAUCAGGUAUUUAAAAGGCUUUUCUGGGCUUAAACAGUUAUUUAACAUUAAACAUGCCCUGGCCAUACUAAUAUAUAUAUGUGUGUGUGGUCCCUCAAGUUACAAUAAUAAUUCGUUCCAGAACCAACAACCAAUUGUAUGUUGAAACCAUUGUAAGUUGAGUAAUCGGUUCCGAAGCCCCAAAAUGUCACCGAACAGAAGAGAAAAUGAAGAUUUAAGAACAAUAAGCAGAUAUCGAAGACAUAAAACAAUUUGGAAAAAUUCACCAUUUUCUAAAAUUCUAUUUCUUUGCUUCUUGCCUCAUAAAAUAUUUAUGACUUUACAUUCCCCACAUUCCUACUUUAUGUUGGCAUCAUUUGGUGAUUGUCA
Bufo bufo (common toad) is the source of this 2574-nucleotide messenger RNA. RefSeq names its product zinc finger protein 84-like. Lineage: Eukaryota; Metazoa; Chordata; Amphibia; Anura; Bufonidae. The record is from RefSeq and is a predicted model, not a curated record. The transcript has 3 exons. The coding region runs from base 353 to 1408 and encodes 351 amino acids.